Molecule: messenger RNA, 2481 nt
Organism: Brassica oleracea var. oleracea
Lineage: Eukaryota; Viridiplantae; Streptophyta; Magnoliopsida; Brassicales; Brassicaceae
Product: U-box domain-containing protein 19
Exons: 1
Coding region: 136-2262 (708 amino acids)
Biological process (GO): protein ubiquitination
Cellular component (GO): nucleus; cytoplasm
Molecular function (GO): protein binding; ubiquitin-protein transferase activity
Source: RefSeq, a predicted model, not a curated record
CCAUGCACUCAGGACAAACUGGUCCCGCAUAACACAUAAUCGCCACUGCAUAUCACGUGGCAGAUUGACAGACCCCAAAAGUUUGUUAACGAAUCAAACCUCUUCACGUGUCGGAGAUAUGUAGAAAGUUGAAAAAUGAAAGCCCACACGAAUUGUAUAUAUACUCACGACACAAAUAUUCAGAAACUUCAACACACUCGAACAAAAUAUCAUACUCAUCAAUAUCAUACUAUGAUCCCCACACAAAACCGACGGAUUCUAACUUUUACGGCGGUAUAUCCAUGCGAAUCAGUCUCCAUAACCACUCUCAUUGACUCACUGAUAAAAAUUGCCGGCGAGAUUCUCAGCUUCAAAUCAAAGCAUUUCUCCACCAACAAACGAAGCGUUAAAGAAACUCUCCGACAUGUCCUUAAUCUUUUGAUCGUCUUCCAAGAAAUCCGGGUCGGGUUAAUACCAGCGGAUCGUUCCUUUCCUCGUUCUGCAAUCCUAAGCCUCUCAGAGCUCCACGUCAUCUUCCAGAAACUCAUGAUUUUAUUAGAAGAGUGUACACGAGAAGGAGGUAAGCUUUAUAUGUUGACAAACUCGGACCAAAUCUCAGCUCAUUUCCGGGUCUUGACCCGAUCCAUAUCCACGUGCCUCGACACAUUCCCAGUAGGAUCCAUUGAGUUACCUGAAGAAGUCAAGGAGCUAAUCUAUCUAUUAAUCCGCCAGACCCGUAAAUACGAAGCAAGACCCGACCGGGAUGACAAACGGGCCCUAGACUCUGUGUAUUGGAUCUUUAAUCUGUUCGAGAACAGGAUUAACCCGAACCGGGAUGAAGUAGUCAGAGUUCUUGAUCACGUUGGUGUCCGAAAAUGGAGGGAUUGCGUCAAAGAGAUUGGCUUUUUAGGAGAAGAGAUUACAGUAGAGGGUAAGGAUAAGAACGAAAUCGAGCUCCUCAGCAGCUUAAUGGGAUUUAUAUGCUACUGCAGAUGCGUGAUACUUGGCGGCAUUGAUGAAGAUGAAGAUAAGGGAGAAGAAGAAGAAGACGAUUUGGUUAUUCGUGGCUUAAACGUUGAUGAUCUACGUUGUCCAAUUUCUCUAGAGAUUAUGAAAGAUCCAGUGGUUUUGGAAACAGGUCACACAUAUGAUCGGAGCUCUAUUGCGAAGUGGUUCUCCGCCGGUAACAUCACGUGCCCUAAGACCGGGAAGAAUCUAGAGAGUACUGUUUUGGUUGGUAACGUCUCCGUCAAGCAAGUGAUUCAGAGUUACUUCAAGAAAGAGAUUGAUCAGAAGAGUAUGAAGAAGAAAACGAGUAUUCCUGAAAGUUUAGCGGCGGAAGAAGCCGGGAAGCUCAUCUCGGACUUUCUCGCCGGAGAAUUGAUAAACGGCGGCCCUAAAGAGAUGGUAAAGGCGUUAGUGGAGAUUCGGAUUCUCACGAAGACGACUAGUUUCAACAGAUCUCGUUUGGUGGAAGCUGGUGUGGUGGAAUCGCUGAUGAAGCUUCUUCGUCCUGGAGAUCCGACGAUUCAAGAGAACGCCAUGGCUGCCAUUUUGAAUCUUUCGAAAGAUAUCGCCGGGAAAGUUCGAAUCGGUGGAAGCGGCGGUGGAUUGGAGAUGAUCGUGGAGGUUUUAAACGAAGGAGCGAGGAGAGAGAGUAGACAAUACGCAGCAGCUGCGAUAUUCUAUCUCUCUUCUCUCGGAGAUUACAGCAGAUCGAUCGGCGAGAUCCCAGAUUCGAUUCCAGGAUUGUUGAGAAUCGUUAAAGGUUGUGAUUAUGGAGAUUCCCCGAUACGCAACGCGUUGAUUGCGAUUAGGAGUUUGCUGAUUCAACAUUCGGAUAAUCACUGGCGCGUCCUCGCCGCUGGAGCUGUUUCCGUUCUUUUGGAUCUCGUGAGAUCCGGCGAGAUCGGUGAUGGAGUCAAGGCGGAUUCGAUUGCGGUUCUCGCGAAAAUUGCGGAGUAUCCCGAUGGGAUGAUCUCUGUGCUUCGUCGUGGAGGAUUGAAACUCGCGGUCAAGGUUCUGGGUUCAUCGGAGGUUUCGCCGGUGACGAAGCAGCACUGUGUCGUUCUGCUUUUGAAUUUGUGUGUUAACGGAGGGAGUGACGUCGUUGGAGCCCUGGCUAAGGAUCCGUCAGUCAUGGGGUCGCUUUACACGGCGUUAAGUAACGGCGAGUGUGGAGGUGGGAGAAAGGCAAGUGCUCUUAUCAAAAUGAUUCAUGAGUUCCAGGAGAGGAAAACCGAGACGGGUUUAGAAAGAGAACGGUUCAUACACGCCUGGUGAUUUGGUACACACACUAUACAGCAACUCUUUUGAGCUUUUUUUAUCAGAGGGUUAUGUAUACCAUGAACGGUUCAUAUACAUUAACUUCAUUUGUAUAUGUUAAACAUAAACUUCUAUUGUUAUUAUUGUAUAAAUAUGUACUUGUAUCAUCUGUAACUCUUAGCUUUGAGAUUUUUGUAAUAACCCAAGAGCUAAUAAUACUCUACUAUUUUGUAAUCA